Messenger RNA from Haliaeetus leucocephalus (bald eagle), 538 nucleotides. It is a transcript of the gene CISD1, whose product is annotated as CDGSH iron sulfur domain 1. Gene Ontology annotation, biological process: regulation of autophagy. Gene Ontology annotation, molecular function: 2 iron, 2 sulfur cluster binding. The record is from RefSeq and is a predicted model, not a curated record. Lineage: Eukaryota; Metazoa; Chordata; Aves; Accipitriformes; Accipitridae. The coding region runs from base 36 to 362 and encodes 108 amino acids. Gene Ontology annotation, cellular component: intracellular membrane-bounded organelle; mitochondrial outer membrane. The transcript has 3 exons.
CUGCGCGUGUCCUCUACGGCGUCGGAGCGGGAGCGAUGGGGCCGGGGCAGAACUCCGCCGUGCGGGUUGAAUGGAUCGCUGCAGUCUCCUUAGCUGCUGGAGCAGCUGCUGUUGGGUACCUAGCUUACAAAAAAUUUCUCUGUAAAGACAAAUGCUGCAAAGCAAUGGUGAAUCUCCAUAUCCAGAAGGAUAACCCCAAGGUAGUCCAUGCAUUUGAUAUGGAAGAUCUGGGUGACAAGGCUGUGUACUGUCGUUGUUGGCGAUCUAAGAAGUUCCCGCUGUGUGAUGGCUCUCACACAAAGCACAACGAGGAAACUGGCGACAACGUUGGGCCUCUGAUCAUCAAGAGGAAGGAGGCGUAGAGGGGACAGUAGAAGCUACAAAAUGAAUGUCUGACAAAUCCUCUGCUCACUUGUAAUUGGGGGAAAAACCACAAAUUCUUUGUCAUGUCACUGAAGACUUUCCAGUGUAGUAUGGCUUCAGCAUGUGUACUUUCUCUGGUGCUUGUCUUGUUUUAAUCACUACAAUACAUAAUUUA